This is a messenger RNA of Brachypodium distachyon (stiff brome), 1013 nucleotides long. Its product is annotated as dirigent protein 2. The record is from RefSeq and is a predicted model, not a curated record. The transcript has a single exon. NCBI's taxonomy places the organism in Eukaryota, Viridiplantae, Streptophyta, Magnoliopsida, Poales, Poaceae. The coding region runs from base 242 to 862 and encodes 206 amino acids.
GCGGAUAUGCAUGGUCUCGUACUCUCGUGCAUGGAGGAGGCGGUGUGAAAGGCUUAGUUAGGUACCGCGUCCAGGCUUGCUGUUUGCUAGUCCCGUGUAGGUGGUGAAUCGCCUAUAUAUAGCAAGCAUGAACUAGAGCAAGUUCGAUCACAUCCAUCAUCUGCGGCCUAGCGUUGCAUUGCAUCGAUCUUCUUCACUGCCAUAUUUUCAGCCUGGCCUUAAUUGCGAGCUAGCUAGCGCCAUGGCUUCCUCCUCGCAGCUGCUGUCGUUGCUCGCCCUCCUGCUGGCCGUGUCGUCAUCCCCAUCCCUUCUGGCCGUGCAGGCAGCAGUCCAGUACCCCGGCGAUCGGCUGACUCACAUCUGCGUCUACAUGCACGAGACCGUCUCCGGCCAGCACGCCACGAUGCUGAGGUCCGUGCAGUCCCCGCUGGGCAGCAACUUCAUGUUCGGCACGGUGAACGUGCUGGACAACGAGCUGCGCGACGGGCCGGACCGCAGGAGCUCCAAGCUCGUGGGCCGGUUCCAGGGCCUCUUCGUCGGGUCCGGCGUGGUGAGCCCGCCGGGCCUGAUGACGUCCAUGAACGUGGUGUUCACGGCGGGCAGGUACAACGGUAGCACGCUGGCGUUGCUUGGGCCCGUGCUGGACUUCGAGGCCCCCGUGGAGCGUUCCUUGGUGGGCGGCACUGGGUGCUUCAGGAUGGCCCGUGGGUACUCCGUCAUGACCUCUGUGGGGAACUACACCAAGGCUGACUCCGUCGUCCUCGUCGACAAGAUCGACCUUUAUGUGAAGAUUCGUCGUCAGAGAAUCAUCACCAUGACUGCCCCGGAGAAAUCCACACCGGAGUCCCUCUUUGACGAAUAGUCCGUUGUCCUGAUUACAGUUUUUCUGUUAUGUCGUGAUCUAUUCGUCUGCCGUGCUUCCUAUCAUAAGUGUACCAUCAUACCAUGAGUGCAUAUGUUGUUAAAUUUUCUUGAAAAGUUGCUAAUAAAGUGCGUCUUGUUUGAUCCAUUUA